UCCGCCAUGCGCAAUAACUCUUUCCUGUUUCUCAGCUUGUUGCGAAGUUGCUGGCUGUGUAUAUAUAGUAGGCUCUAGAUUGUGCAAAAGUCUCAUGGACGAAAAGCAAGGAAAGAAAGAACACAUAAGGCUAGCAUCAGUUGUAAAAAGUGUCCAUGCUGAUCUUCGGAAAAAACUUCGAUCACAUAAUGGCGAUUAUGAGACUGUCUGGCAUCAACACUGUCAAGAUCAAACGCUCCUGUCUACUUACGCCGAGUGUAUGCAGAAGCUUGCUCAAGAACACUGGACCAAAAGGUCACAGAAUCGUAUCGACUGGUGUCGACUUGUUAUCAACGAAUACUUCCUCGAUGGAGGAUUAAAAAAAGUAUUGCAGAAAGAGCUUAAGAAACAAACAUUUGAGGAAAACAGAAAGCAGAGUUCUUCCAUGACUGCUGAUUAUACCGAGAAUGGUUUCACUGCUGGAGGCACUAAAACUGAAAUAGCCCAGGCUAGUCCAGGAUGCAGACUAGACAACUGUUCACCAUGUGAUAUUGAUAGUUAUAAAGGUAACUUAGAUAACACUUCCAUUACCCACAUGUGCUUUCAGGAGACUCUUUAUUCCUCUGCCAAGAACAGUUCUGGUCCAGAGACACAGACAUGCUGCAGUGUCAGUCAUGAAAAGGAUGAUAAAGACUGCAAUUAUGGCUUGAUGUUGGAGAGAAGUAACCCAAGCUCCCCCGACAUAUACACAGAAGUACGCCUUCCAUUCGAGGACAAGAUCCGCCUGCUUGAUGUGGGCAGUUGUUACAACCCUUUUCUACAGUUCAGCGAGUUUAUGGCCAUAGGAAUCGACAUCAGCCCGGCCCAUGAGUCCGUCCACUACUGCGACUUCCUGCACCUGGAGACGACCGACCCCCUGCAAGUGGCGCCGGACACGCUGAGCACCUACCUGGGCAGCCUCCGCAGCCCUAUCCAUCGCCUGCCUAGAUGCUCUUUCCACACCGUGGUCUUUUCUCUGCUGCUUGAGUACCUCCCGUCGCCUUACCAACGCUGGCUGUGCUGCACCAAGGCCCACGAACUGCUGCAGCACAACGGCCUACUCGUCAUCGUCACGCCAGACUCACAUAGCCAGCACCGCAACGCCCCGAUGAUGAGAAGCUGGAAGAAGGCCAUCGAGUCCAUGGGCUUCAGCAGGUGGCGCUAUGUCAAGGACGAGCACUUGCACUGCUUGGCCUUCCGCAAGACACGACCCGCCGCGCCGCCCAGCCUGCUGGUGGGUGACGUCACGCCAGACUUGCUGUACAUCCCGCAGGACCUGGCCGACGCUGCGGAGGAGAGGGCAGCGGAGCGGUCACGUGAUCCGUUCCUGCAGGACGAGUGCGAGGCGCAGGAGUUCUUUCAGCGGACGUGGGCGAGUUGCCGGCGUUCGUUCCCGAGGACUGCGGCGAGCCACUCUUUUAAUUUUCAGUGACAAUAGCUAAAUCCACGUUGUUAUUUAAUUAUUUAUUUUUAAAACGCACCGCAUGGGCUCCAAUGUAGCUACAGCGUUUUAAAAAAAUCCUUUGUACAUGUAAUUAUGUGCAACGUCAUUGUAUUUACAAAGUAAAACAUUAUAAAACCAAUGCACCUACAAAGGAAAACAUUGUAAUGUACUGACAAAGAAUAAAACAAUAAAAAAAACCAUUUAUAGCAUCAA
Pomacea canaliculata is the source of this 1675-nucleotide messenger RNA. Its product is annotated as S-adenosylmethionine sensor upstream of mTORC1-like. Bases 95 to 1450 code for a protein of 451 amino acids. Gene Ontology annotation, biological process: negative regulation of TORC1 signaling. The record is from RefSeq and is a predicted model, not a curated record. Lineage: Eukaryota; Metazoa; Mollusca; Gastropoda; Architaenioglossa; Ampullariidae. The transcript has 5 exons.